Messenger RNA from Hydatigera taeniaeformis, 4464 nucleotides. The record is from the annotation of a GenBank genome assembly. NCBI's taxonomy places the organism in Eukaryota, Metazoa, Platyhelminthes, Cestoda, Cyclophyllidea, Taeniidae.
AUGCUGGAAUUCGUGAUUCCAGUAUCACGAAGUGAUCUUCUGAACUCAACAAUUUCAUCUUAUUCGGUCAACGAAUUGGUAUCAGUGCGAAAUUUGGCCUCAGCUGUUAAAGCUUGUCAGAAAUGUCUUGUCCGUGAAGGUCAUGCAGCCGUUCUGAAAUAUUUCGACGUCUUUUUCAGUGUCUUACACGAAUGGAAAUCAGUUGACUCAAGUACAAAGGAGGAUACGUGGCAUAUUGUCCUUAAAGGUUGUGAGGUUUCUGUUCGUGAACUCGUUGGAGUGAUUAAGCCUCUUUGUCCCACCUCUGGCCUCAACAGAAACGAUUUCUUUGAGAAAAGAAAUGCCAUUAAGAUGCAUGCCUACCUUCUAUGUCAACUCAUGGAAAUGGUUGAGAACGAUUCUACUGCGGAGGCUGGUGCCUCUGCUUCGGCCAAGGUCGGGCGUGGACGCAACAAGACUUUGAACUCUGCCGCCAAGAUGCGUCGACCGGGGUUAGACAUGUCUCUUAACUGGCCAGAUGAGUGCUCAACCGCUAUUACGGUGCUAGAUCAACUUUGCAAGUUGGAUAUCAAACAAUUCUGGGACCCUCCAGUGGUUGAAGAUGAUUUUGUCAAUCUCUUGGCGAAUAGUUGCUACAAGUUGCUAGAAAACAAGUCGUUGGCGGCCAAUACGACACUGAGGACGGCCAUCACAAAUCUCUUGAGUACUCUUAUUCAAUUUUACAAGCAUGGAAUCGCUUGCUGCCUGAAAUUAGCUCAAAUGCUCCAAUGCUUUGCACACAUGGCCAAUGUGCUCUCUGCAAUUGUUAACAGCUUUAUGGCUGAUGAAUCUAUGGUACCUUUUGUCAAGGAGUUACUAAAUGAAAUUUGCAGUUACAACGGAGAGGAUUUGGAGCGCGAUUCAACGGGCACUCACAACUUAUGCGCCUUUCUGGAGUUGGUAUCGUCAGCUCAUCCCUCGCUGGCAACGUCUAUCCUCCCGCUGAUCCGCGCUCGACUCUCCGAAGACCCAUACCAGAUGCGCAACUGUGCUCUUAACGUGAUUGGUGAGGUUCUGCGCAAUCUUCACGCCGAGAAUACGCAAAUUGAAGGGAAGGACAAGGUGCAACGCGACCGCCUCAUGGAUGUACUUCAGGAGCACAUCCACGAUGUCAAUGGAUUUGUGCGUGCUAGAGCCCUGCAAAUUUGGUGCAAUCUUGCUUCUGCUGGAGUGCGUUGCUUCUACUCGCCCCUUCCAUUUAUCAGUCUUAUGAUUUGUGUUUUUAUCUUUCCCUAUUUUCUACUCCUGCAGGGCUUGCCAAUCCGACGACAAGUUCAAUUGGUCAGUUUGCUUGUUGGAUCGGAGGGAGCUCUAUUUGAUGUGUCCAGUUUGGCCCGAAAAUAUGCAAUGCGUCUUCUGACUACAAUCAUUACUCAAUGUCCGGCAGCUAAGCUUAGUAUGGAAGAUUUAAAUAGAGUUUUGAACAAGGAACAGUCAAGACUUCAGGUACUGGAGGAUAAUUUUGGUGGUACCGUGCUACCAUCAAGUGCAGACAAUAGCAAUAUUGAAGAGAGUCUUUUAAUACACCAUGAAGACGAGGGGAGGGAAGAGGAAGAAGGUGAAGAGACUGACAGAGAAGAGGAAUGCCAUAGGGCAGAAAAGGUGGAGGUGGAGGAGGAUGUGGUCGAACAGGGCGUAUCAGAAGCAGCAGCUGCUCUUGAGGCCGUUAUUCACUCGGCGGCGCAGGUGGCUCAAGACGGGCAGAUGAAUGUCUCUCUCACCCACCCACCACCCAUCUCCGCUGAGGUGGCAUUUGAAGCCCAGAAAGCAGAUCUAAUUCGUCAGCGAGCCUGUGUGGCCUACCUGCGUGAGAUGCAAUGCUUUGCUGGCUAUGUAUCUACAGGCAUCGAGAAUAUGUGCAAUCUUCUCCACUCUAAGAACGUUACCGAUGUUCUCGAAGCUAUUGAAUUCUUCCUCACUGCCAAGCAAGCCGGCGUGAGAAAUCUAGAUGCCGCUCUUCGUCAUAUGAUGGCUAUGAUUUGGUCGCAGGAGGAGCAGAUCAGAAAAGCCGUUCUUGACGCCUCCCGUCGGCUCUACUUCCAACCAGAUAUAGUGGACGAGUCCUUUACGUUGGAGGGUCGUCUUUCUUCAGCCGCAUUGACAGCAGUGAUCUCCACCCUUGUACGCCUUGUUUCGGAAUCGACGAUGGGCGAUUUUGUCAGUCUCGAACGCAUCCUUCUUGAGCUCCUUGAUCUGGGCCACGUGGACGAGGAUCUCAAACGAGAGCUCUGGAGUCGCUUCACCGACCUCGCCUCCACUAUUAAUGAUGCCGCCUCCGUUCGCUCUGAGCGUCGACAGGAGCUUAAAGCUCUUCUUAUUCUUCUCAAAAUGAUCUCUUCGCCAAGUAGGAAAAAUUUGGAAUUGCACCUUGGCGAUCUUGUUAACUACGGUCUUGGCGCUGCGACGGGGUACGCGAACAUCGACUUGGAAUGCGCCAUGUAUGCUUGCAUGACAAUCCAACAAAUGGUUCCCACUCAUAGGCUUGUUGGAAUACAGCAGGUAGGGAAGCAGAAAAGCCAUUCCACCCGUUCAACACCUGUCAGCUCGAAGCCUUACGAGCCUUUUAGGCUACCGGUCUCGAACCAUCUUUGUACCUCCUUGCGCAGACUUCUCAUUUCGACAUUUACAUCUUCUUCCCGCCUUCACUGGAUUCCUUUGAUGGAACAGGCGGUUGCGACAAUCUUUCAACUCAUUGAUACACCGAGUCUGGUUAUGGCGGAAGUGAUUCGUGAAAUCGGGGAUCAGUUACUCAGAUCCCUCACGAAGUCUCUGCCUUCCACCCAGCCGCAGAGGGAGGUGCAAGUAUCUUCCCAGUUGGUCGAGGGGGGCGAGGAGAACACCAAAGUGCAGAACGAAGUCGAUGCAACCGAUGAAAAUCCUGAGCUUGUCUCACAAACCGUUCCACCCACCGUCCCAUCAUUCAUUCUGGCUCGAUUCGUCGCUCUGGCUGGACAUGUAGCCCUAAAAAUGCUUGUUCACUUAGAGUUCUCAGUUCUAAAUGAACUUAAACGACGCGAGAUUGUCCAGGAAGAAAGCAAACAUGCAAAAAAGCACUCUCUCAAGACCCCUCGAUUAGCGAAACUGAAUGCUAAUCACAAUUCUUCUACUCUCGUUGAUAUCACCAACGGAGCUCAGAAGGGCGAAACGAGCGGAGUCACUGGUAAUAGUGCCCUGGAGGAGGAGGCUGCUCUCCUUGGAGCUGUCGCUGACGAUGCCGAAGCGGAUUAUAUACGGAAUGUUCUAAACACCGAAGUUGUCGUUGAACCUGAUCACCUUCUAUCUCGUCUCCUUCCCUUGGUGGUGCAUAUUUGUUCACACCCCAGUAGAUACGGUGAUCCCGACCUGCAAGCAUCCGCUUCGCUUUCGUUGGCUAAAUUUAUGCUUGUAAGCAGCAUAGUGUGUGAGCAGAAUCUGCAAUUGCUAUUUACUCUGGCGGAGCGCAGUCCCUCUGAGGUGGUCCGUGCCAAUUUGAUCGUGGGUCUGGGUGAUCUGGCUCGUCGCUUCCCCAAUCUCAUCGAGCCAUGGACUCCUAACCUCUACGCUCGACUCAGAGAUACUUCCUCAAAGGUUCGCAUCAACGCACUCAACACCCUAAGCCACCUCAUCCUAAACGAUAUGGUCAAGGUCAAAGGGCAGAUCAGCGAAAUGACUGUGUGUUUGGUGGAUGAGAAUGAUCGCUUGAGGCAGUUGUCUCGCCUCUUCUUCCGUGAACUUGCUCAAAAGGGCAAUGCUCUCUACAAUGUUAUACCUGACAUCAUCAGUCGUCUUAGCGAUCCCGAAGUGGGGGUGGAAGAAACCAAGUUCAGGUCGACUGUCGAUGAUGUUCUCUUUAGUUUCUUGUUUCCAUUGAUUGAGAAGGAGCGGCUCUGUGAAACCCUUGUGGAAAAGAUUUGCUCUCGCUUUCGAGUGACUCAGACGGAGCGGCAAUGGCGUGAUCUAGCCUACUGUCUACGAGUAAUGUCCUUCAAUGAACGCAUGAUUCGCACAUUGCACGAAAACUUGCCCAUCUUUGCGCAGCAGCUCUCCAUCCCCGAUGUUUACCAGUCCUUCUCAGAGAUCCUCGUCAACAUUAAGAAAAACGCUAAGACUGAUGCUCUGCCGCAUCUUGAAGAGUUCGAGGCUAAAAUCGAGGAGUUCCAUCGAAAAGGUGUUGCCGACGAGGCGGCUCUGCAGCGGGCCGAAGUGAUGGCGAAGAAGGCGGUGGCCAAGCGACGCCGAGUUGCAUGCGACGCGCGCAAAUCGAUGCGUCGAGUCAAUCAAACCAGCAGCAGUGGCAUUAGUGACGAGGAGACUGAAAGGGAGGAGGAGAUUAUGGCGAUGCAACCUCCCGGUCCCCGCAAGCCACGAUCGCGCCGAGCUACUGCCGUUUCCAAACCCCAUGUGGUAUUCAGCUCUGACGAGGACGAGGUGGACGAUGAAGAUUAG